Messenger RNA from Candida tropicalis MYA-3404, 1026 nucleotides. Its product is annotated as D-mandelate dehydrogenase-like dehydrogenase. Gene Ontology annotation, molecular function: NAD binding; glyoxylate reductase (NADPH) activity; hydroxypyruvate reductase [NAD(P)H] activity. The record is from RefSeq and is a predicted model, not a curated record. Lineage: Eukaryota; Fungi; Ascomycota; Pichiomycetes; Serinales; Debaryomycetaceae. Gene Ontology annotation, cellular component: cytosol. The transcript has a single exon. Bases 1 to 1026 code for a protein of 341 amino acids.
AUGACAAACGAUAAAAAACCGAAAGUCUUACUUCUUUCUCCAUUUGAAUUAUCUAGAAGAAGAUGGGAUGAACUCAAAGAAAUUGCUGAAAUUAUCGAUUGUGAAUCGAAAAGUCGUGAAGAAUUUAUCCGAGAUUUGCAAACGAAAUACAAUGAUAUCAUUUGUAUAGCGCGUGACUAUUAUUCUUUCCCAACAACAGGUCGAAUGGAUGCUGAGGUCGCAAAGUAUGCACCGAUUAGUUUAAAAUGUAUUGGUCAUUGUGGAGCAGGGUACGACCAAGUUCAAAUUGAACCAUUCACUAAAUUAGGUGUUCAAGUUUCCAAUGUCACGGAACCAGUCGUCGGACCAACUGCAGAUGCAGCAGUGUUUUUAGUAUUGGCAGCUAUGAGAAGUUUUAUACAGGGUCACAAGGCAUUGAUUCAAGGGAAAUGGCCCAAGGCUGCGGCUGAAGGUAAGACUGUAAUCGAGAUGGCACACUCGCCACAAGGUAAAGUGCUUGCGAUCUUGGGAAUGGGAGGUAUUGGCAGAGCCAUUAGAGACAGAUUGACACCAUUUGGAUUUGACAAGAUCAUCUACUACAACAGAAACAGAUUAUCACCUGAGUUAGAAGGUAAUGCCGAAUAUGUCAGUUUAGAUGAGUUGUACAGGACUGCAGAUGUGAUUGUGAUUGGUAUCCCAUUGAAUGCCAACACCAGACAUAUGAUUAACAGGGAUUCCAUUGGAAAGAUGAAGGACGGUGUUGUGUUGGUGAAUAUUGCCAGAGGAGCCAUUAUAGAUGAAGCUGUGCUCCCAGAAAUGAUCAAGUCUGGUAAGAUUGGUGCAUUCGGGGCUGAUGUAUUUGAACACGAGCCACAAGUAAGUCCUGAAUUGUAUGAAUUACCGAACGUUGUUUCCACACCUCACAUUGGAACCCAUACAAUUGAAUGUACCCGAGGAAUGGAAGAAUGGGUUGUAGAUAAUAUAGAAAGUUUUCUUAGAACAGGUAAAGUUAAAACUAUAGUUCCCGAACAAAAAGGACUUUUCUAA